AUGGAUCCUGGGUGGCAGCCUUACCAAGAUCCUUUGAUGGGCAACCCUGCGCAGUUCAGUACUGCGUUGGCAUCUCAUCCCCAGCAACUCGCCUCGAAAUACGGUCAGCCACCACAGUCACAGCCGCCCGUUGGAUACACGUACGAGACUUUCCAGACCCCCGGCACGACAUCCAAAGCCCCUUCGGCUGGCUCAAAUUCCAAAACUGUCUCCAUGGCUUCCUCCCCCACCGCCACGCCACGUACUCGGGAUUAUGUCACCGAUGCGGAUACUACCAUGGAGGACGCUGACCCGUACAACCGGGCGAAGUACCCCUCGAGGGCAAACCACAAUCGCGCUUCGUCACAAUUCCUGAAUCAAGCAGAGGAAUCAUCGGCUGCUCGCAGAUACUCUCCGGGGAAUGUCCUUUCGCCGCCGAUGUCAUAUCCCACUAGUCCUGGCAAGUCCCAAGGCUCCUAUGGAUUCCCAUCCGCACCCCAGAGUGCUUCCCGCCGGUCCCCUGCGAGACCAGAAUAUGCAUCACCACCACAAGGAUAUCAAUCGCCGCCAUCCACCCGGCCCCCUAGACUCCCUCCCCUUCAAUCCGGCGACCUCAGCCCAAACCAGUACUACCCGGCAUCCGCAUCUUCACACAUGAGUCCAGGCUUCGGUCCAGGGUCGCGAUCUCCGCGGUCCGGCUCGCUACCAUCUCAGGCCCCCCAAGUGCCCGGUCGCGGUCCCGUUCCCAAGUUCCAAAAGAUCCAGUCUGUGCAAGAACUGAAGCCGCGCAUGAAUGUACAGCCCGCAUAUCGGCGCGCCAAUCCAGAGGGUGGAUUCAUCAGCCCGCUUCAAUCGUUGACAACCCACCUCCCGGCCACCUACCGCAUAUGCAACCCUGGUUUCAACUAUGAGUCUUCGAGAAACCCGCGGCGAGUAUUGACCAAACCCAGCAAAGGGGUCAAGAAUGAUGGAUAUGACAACGAGGACAGCGAUUAUAUUCUUUACGUCAAUGACAUCCUUGGCAGCGAGGAAGCCGGUCACAAAAAUCGGUACCUCAUUCUCGAUGUUCUAGGUCAAGGUACCUUCGGCCAAGUCGUGAAAUGCCAGAACUUGAAAACGGGAGAAGUAGUUGCUGUGAAAGUCAUCAAGAACAAGACUGCCUACUUCAACCAGAGUAUGAUGGAAGUUUCUGUGUUGGAUCUGCUCAACAGCAAAUAUGACAAGAACGACGACCACCACCUGCUUCGUCUCAAGGACACAUUCAUCCACCGGCAGCAUUUGUGUCUCGCAUUUGAAUUGCUCAGUGUUAAUCUUUAUGAGCUGAUCAAACAAAACCAAUUCCGUGGAUUGAGCACUACCCUUGUCCGGGUGUUUGCCCAGCAACUGCUGAAUGCCUUGAGCUUGUUGAACAAAGCGCAUCUGAUUCACUGUGAUUUGAAGCCGGAGAAUAUUCUCCUGAAAAAGUCAGUAUCGUCUGUUACCUUCCAGAAUCGGUUUCUAACUGUUCACAGCCUCGAGAGCCCAAUUAUCAAGGUCAUUGACUUCGGCUCUGCGUGCGAUGAACGCCAGACUGUCUACACUUACAUUCAAUCGCGAUUUUACCGAUCCCCAGAAGUACUAUUAGGUCUGCCCUACUCAUCUGCCAUUGACAUGUGGUCUCUUGGGUGUAUCGUGGUGGAACUCUUCCUGGGUCUGCCUCUGUUCCCUGGCUCUUCGGAGUACAAUCAAAUCUGUCGGAUCGUCGAAAUGCUGGGUAUCCCGCCAACAUGGAUGUUGGAGAUGGGCAAGCAGUCGGGAGAGUUUUUCGAAAAGACACAGGACGAGUUCGGACGAAAGACCUACCGCCUCAAGAGCCUGGAGCAGUAUUCCCGAGAACACAACACGAAGGAACAACCGAGCAAGAAGUAUUUCUCAGCCUCGACACUAGAGGAGAUUAUCCGAAGUUACCCAAUGCCUCGGAAGAAUAUGAAGCAAGCAGAGAUUGAUCGAGAACUGAACAAUCGCAUCGCUUUCAUCGACUUUGUGCGGGGACUCCUGUCGACCAAUCCUCUCGAGCGAUGGUCACCACAACAAGCCAAGCUGCACCCGUUUAUCACCCAGCAGAAGUUCACGGGGCCCUUCAUGCCACCAAUGAACCUCAAGUAUUCGACGGCCAAUAAGCCGGCUCCGGGGGUUCAACAACAACAGCAGGCCGAGGCCGCUAGCAAACAAAGAGCAGCUCAGGCGGCGCAUGCGCAAAAUGCCUAUGCCGUGCAGAUGAACCAAUUCCAUACUCCACCUCAGCCCCAGCCGCAAGCCCCGCCCAUGUACAAUGGCAUGUACCAACAAGGUGCGCCGCCUCCUCCGUACCCUACCCAGCAGCCGCCUGGCUACGGUCAUCAAAUGGGAAUGGUGCCAGGCAAUCAGGCACCUCCCCAAAGUCUCUAUGCACAGGCGACCACACGAGCAGGCCGUCAACGAGCGUCCACCAUGGACCCUAACGGAGGAAUCCCGACUACCAUCCAACGAGUUGCUAGCCACCUGGAUCCGAACGCACCGAUUCGAUUGCAGCCCAGCCCUGCGUAUUAUCCACCACCUCCUGACGGGUACGUUGAUGCUAACGGCAGUCAACGGCGUCGUGGCAGCCGAGCGGGUAAUGGGAAUGGGAACCAACGCAACCGGGAUUUCAUUCGCACCCUCGAAGAUGGUGUGCUCAGCGAAGGAUACAUGGGUCAGAAUCAAUGGCAUUAG
Messenger RNA from Penicillium egyptiacum, 2709 nucleotides. Lineage: Eukaryota; Fungi; Ascomycota; Eurotiomycetes; Eurotiales; Aspergillaceae. The record is from the annotation of a GenBank genome assembly.